This is a messenger RNA of Lolium perenne, 1290 nucleotides long. RefSeq names its product zinc-finger homeodomain protein 9-like. Gene Ontology annotation, biological process: regulation of developmental process; regulation of DNA-templated transcription. Gene Ontology annotation, cellular component: nucleus. The record is from RefSeq and is a predicted model, not a curated record. Gene Ontology annotation, molecular function: DNA-binding transcription factor activity; transcription cis-regulatory region binding. NCBI's taxonomy places the organism in Eukaryota, Viridiplantae, Streptophyta, Magnoliopsida, Poales, Poaceae.
UGUGUGUCGUGGCUUAGGCACUAGCUAGUGGUAAUCUUUGUCAAGCUAGUGAGAGGCACCUCUCAGGCGGCAUGGAGGCCAUGGACGUCAACUACACUCCGGCUACGUUCCCCAACGGCUCCGUCCAGAGGGUGAGGCAUGCGUCGGUCGGAGUGGCGGUAGUGUCCCGCUACCAGGAGUGCACCAGAAACCACGCGGCAUUAAUUGGCGGGCACGCCGUCGACGGCUGCAGGGGGUUCUUGCCGUCGCUGCAGUUCAACCCCGCCGACCUGGCCUCGUUCAAGUGCGUCGCCUGCGGCUGCCACCGCAACUUCCACCGCCAAGUGAUGGUGGAGGAGGAGUGGCCGGCGCAGCCCCAGGUGGCGCUGCUGCCGGCGCCACCCAUGGCGGCCAGCGUGCUGCAAGGCGGCCCGUCGCAGCGCGGGGAGGAGACGCCCGAGGACCGGCUGCCCGCGGUCGACUGUGGCGACCCUAAGUCCGACUCCGACGGCUUGGAUUACGACGACGAGGGGUUCGUCUCCCCGCCGCAGCUGCUGCAGGCUCCACCAACGCACCUCACGGCGCCGGUGGCGCAGCAGCCUCCAGCGUACUUCUCCCCGUCGGCGCAGCCGCCCAUGUUGCUCUGUCUGAACUCCAGCGCGCCGCCCCCCGAGGCGGCGCAGGGCCAGAGGCUCCCCGUCCAGGUCUCGCCCGUGACGGCACCGCCGGCCUACGUGGGGGCCGCACCGGCGAAGAAGCGGUUGCGCACCAAGCUCAGCGUGGAGGAGAAGAAGCGGAUGCAGGAGCUGUCGGAGCUGCUCGAGUGGCGCCUGCAGAAGCACGGCCAGGCCAUCGUGGACGAAUGGUGCCGCGACAACGGGAUGAGCAAGGGCGUCUUCAAGGUGUGGAUGCAGAAGCACAACAAGAAGCACAACUACAUGGGCGGCCACAGCGCCUCCGCCGCCACCACCCCGACCGCCCCCGUCCCCGGCGCACAGCCACCGCCAUCAGCACCAUUCAUCCCCUCCGUCACCCACAGCUCCCCCGCUGUCACCGACACCGCCACCGACUUCAACAUUGACGGUACCGCCAUCCUCCGCUGUCACCGCUAAACCCACCUACACGGCUACACCGCCGUCCACCAAGUGAACUGAACAUCGUCGCCGCAGUCCGCCUAAUAAACUAGAGAGAGAAAAAUAAAUGAUAAGAGGGAGAGAAAGAAAAAAACAAGUAGCUUCCAGCGAUCAUUCCAUUUCGUUUCUUUAUUAGUAUUUCGAUCCAUCUAUGAAAGAAAAUAAGUACUUACUCGGU